This is a messenger RNA of Mollisia scopiformis, 2027 nucleotides long. Its product is annotated as glutathione synthase. The transcript has 4 exons. The coding region runs from base 166 to 1719 and encodes 517 amino acids. Gene Ontology annotation, molecular function: glutathione synthase activity; glutathione binding; ATP binding. The record is from RefSeq and is a predicted model, not a curated record. Gene Ontology annotation, biological process: glutathione biosynthetic process. Gene Ontology annotation, cellular component: cytosol. Lineage: Eukaryota; Fungi; Ascomycota; Leotiomycetes; Helotiales; Mollisiaceae.
CAAGGAGAUAGUUGGUCCUACCUAGAAUUCGUUUGCGCCUGGUCUUCUUCUCUGUCUCUGUAUCUCAGAUCUGCACCCAAGGCUUUACUGAGCUGCUUUGAUUUGCAAGAAAAUAUUCUCUUGUUCACUUUCAAAUUUUGAACUUGAGAAACCAGCCUUCUCAAAAUGGCCCCCAGCAGAGCUUCUGAUGACGUAUACCCUCCGACUUUGUCGACACUAGAUGCAGAACAUUUACUUUGUACAAUCAAGGACUGGUCUGUGGCUCAUGGACUGACUGUUCGACCACCACUGUCUGUCGUUGCGGCCGAGGCAGAUCCUCAUGGAAUUUUAGCUACUACGGCACCCGUCACAUUAUUUCCAAGCCCAUUUCCCAAAGCUUGCUUUCAGCAAGCCAAGUCUAUUCAAAAAGCCUACAAUAGUUUAUAUGCUGCAAUUGCACAAGAUGAGAUCUUCUUGAGAGACAUCGUACAAGAAAUUAUAGAAGUUGACGACUUUAUUGCAGAGCUAUGGCAGGUACAUCUCAAGGUCAAAGAAGAAGGGUAUAGCCAGAAUCUUUCCUUGGGCUUGUUCCGUUCUGAUUACAUGGUUCAUGAGGCGACUUCCGAUUCUGCGCCGACCAUUAAACAAGUAGAAUUUAAUACGAUUGCUUCGUCAUUUGGAGGCCUGUCUGCGCAGACCUCAAAAUUGCAUCAUUUUCUUGCCAAGAACAAUUAUCCACUGCUUGACAAACCUCUUCCGACCGGUGAUUUAGAACUCCCAGAAAACAGUAGCGCAAAAGGCCUCGCAACAGGAAUUCUAGUUGCGUUCGAAGCAUACAAAAAUCUCAUCGAACCUCUCCAUGACUCCUGUGUAGUCUUCCUCGUGCAGGAUCCAGAGCGCAAUAUCUUUGACCAGAGACACCUCGAAUAUGAGAUACAAGAACAAAAGCCAGGAGUGCCUGUUUUCCGACUCCCGUUCGCCGAGAUUCUCUCAAGAACCUCGAUAGCAGAGACACCAAAACGUCAAUUACUUUAUCAAUUGCCCAGCAAUCCCAAGAAAGUCUUCGAAGUUGCCGUCGUUUAUUUUCGAGCAGGAUAUGGACCAGGAGACUACCCCGAUGCAGAUGCGUGGAAAGCACGUUUGCAGAUUGAGCGUUCACAUGCCAUCAAAUGCCCAACGAUCCUCACACAGCUUGCCGGCGCCAAGAAAGUACAGCAAGUUCUCGCUACUCCUACCUCUGAUUCGACACCUUCCAUCUUGAAUCGUUUUGUGAAGGACGCACCCAAAGAUAUCGAAGAGCUCGAAAAGACUUUUACCAACAUCUUUCCUCUGGACGACUCACCUUCUGGUCUCGAAGCACGGAAAAUGGCUGUUGACCCCGAAGCUUGCAAGGGCUAUGUGCUGAAGCCGCAGCGAGAAGGAGGAGGUAACAAUACCUACAGAUCUGCGAUCCCACCCUUUUUGAAGUCGCUGCCGGAAACACAUUGGAAGUCUUACAUCCUCAUGGAGAUUAUUACACCGCCACCUGUUCACAACAUCAUCCUUCGCAAUGGUGCUUUAGAGCAAGGAGGUGUAAUUUGCGAGCUUGGAGUCUAUGGUACAUGUGUGUGGAACCAAGAAACGAAAGAGGUGCUGCAUAACGAGGAAGCUGGGUACUUGCUGAGAACGAAAGGCGAUAAAAGCGAGGAAGGUGGAGUUGCUGCUGGUUUUGGUAGCAUGGAUAGUGUCAGGCUGGUUUAGAGAUGAUUUCCUGGCGGAGGUAUUGCUUUGCGGUUCUGCUACCCGCUAGGUUGGAAGUGAAGUCGUCAUGGUACGGUCGAAAUGGCAAUUGGACUUCCAUAUUUGACUAGAAACAGCACAAAAAAAAAUUCCAUUGGCCAAUGAGAUCAGCGAUUUACGAUCGCUUACGACUAGUCUAUCAUUCAACGGAUUUAUGUCGAGGCUAUACGGCUCCCAAGCAGCCUUAUUCCUCUUGUUGACGAUAGUCCGAUUUGGGCUAGCUCGCACUCCCGAAGCUUGGCUUAUAGAAACAAAUAAGCAUUCCCUUG